AUGAGUGCUAAACAGCUGCUGCGGAAGGCCGUGAAGGAGCUGCUCGCUACGGUACCACAGGUGGAAAUUGAACGCCAAUCGCAAGCUAUCGCGGAAGCUUUGGUUCCAAUAUUGGCAGAAUCGCGGAAUGUGGCUUGUUUCAUGAGUAUGGAUAAGGGAGAAGUGGAUACCCAGUUUGUUCUGGAGCAUCUGUUUCGCGAAGGAAAGACAGUGUAUCUACCACGGUGUACUUCGACCCGGGAGACUGGACAUGUGUCCCUGAGGGCGUCCAAACGACACCACCCGCAUCUGACGUUCCACAGGAUGCAGUCGAUGAAGCAAGUCCGCGAGUUGAAGCCACAGGGCAGCUAUCAGCUGAGGGAGCCGGCCAGGGAAGACCCGGCUCCGCUGCCAGCCCGAUUGGACGUCAUGCUGGUUCCCGGAGUAGCGUUCAGGCUGAGCGACGGAGGCAGAAUCGGUCAUGGAGCUGGUUUCUAUGACGAUUAUUUCCAAAGGUACCAGCUGCAACAUCACGGCGACAGGCCGCUGCUCAUCGGUCUCUCGCUGAAGGAACAGAUCGUCGACGAGAUCCCGCUGGAGUCGCACGAUUGGCGUAUGGAUUGCGUGGUCACUGGAGAUGGCCAAGUGCAUUGGAGCAAGAAAUAG
This is a messenger RNA of Torulaspora globosa, 645 nucleotides long. It is a transcript of the gene FAU1, whose product is annotated as 5-formyltetrahydrofolate cyclo-ligase. The record is from RefSeq and is a predicted model, not a curated record. NCBI's taxonomy places the organism in Eukaryota, Fungi, Ascomycota, Saccharomycetes, Saccharomycetales, Saccharomycetaceae. The coding region runs from base 1 to 645 and encodes 214 amino acids. Gene Ontology annotation, cellular component: mitochondrion. Gene Ontology annotation, biological process: tetrahydrofolate interconversion; folic acid-containing compound biosynthetic process. The transcript has a single exon. Gene Ontology annotation, molecular function: 5-formyltetrahydrofolate cyclo-ligase activity.